GACAUCGGCAUCGUCAUGGCUCGAGAGGAGAAGCCCACAAACGUGGAGAUUCUGCUGUGGUACAUGUAUGAAUUCUGCUCCUAUUUCAUCCACACUGUCUUGAUUCCCAUCGUUUUCCCGCUCAUAAUCAGCCAGACCGUCUCCGCUCCCCCCGAGCCCAAGCAGGGCUGGUUCCUCAGCUUCAAGGGUCUCAACUGCAGUAAGAAGCAGAUGCAGAUUUAUGUAGCAUUGGUGCAAAGGCAGAUCAAAGUGGGAGGCAUGAGAUUCUCCCCUUUAGAAUGGACCUCCAUCUCCUGGAUCACUGGUCUCCUCCUCUCCUCCCCAUUCCUCUACAUCAUCACCCUCCGCCUCGACCACGGCCGCCACCACCAGCUCAUAGCCGCGGCUGCCACCGGCCUCGGCUCCCUCUUCUGCCUCCCCUCCGGAUUCCUCAAAAAACCGUGGAUCUUCCCUCCAUACGUGGCCGUCAUCAUGGCUGCCACCGCUGUCGUGGGUGCCUCCCACGCCCGCCACCUCGGCCUCAUGAUCACCGGUUUCACCGGUCCAUCCAUCCCAAGACAUCACUUCCUCGACCGGAGAUCCUUCGCCAGCUGGCUAUCCCUACAUUCAACCGCGGCCGGCUGCCUUGGAUCCACUGUGAUAUCAUCCUUUACUUUUCAUAUACUCAACAGGGCAGAUCAUUUCACCGCUCUGUGGGUUGUUUCCAUUUUCAGUGGCUUGAAAUGGGGGUCGGGAAUGAUCCAUGUUUUAAGCACCAGUAGAAUAGCGGCAGAGACUGCGAGUUUCCCUAGUCAUAAUAAUAAUAUCUUCUUGAUAUUCAAGUACCCUCAUGCAGCUAAGGGGCUGAUUGGUGUAUUUUUGUCUUCUUUUAUAGGGAUGUGUGUUUUUGGGGGUGGAUUACUAUAUGCAAUAGGCUACAUUUGUGUGGAGAAACAGAGUGUUUUGUAUCUAUGGCUUAUGUAUUUCUUGCUCCCUAUGUUCUCUAUCCCAUUGAUGUAUCCCCUACAACAGUUCUUGAAAUUGGAUGCUGAGAAGAUGCAGUUACUAGGAUUUAUGAUGUCCAUUUUCACCUCGGGGUUUGGAUUUUACUACCGGGAUGCUGCGUGGGGCGAAUCCCAUCUUUUCUUCUUCGCGGCCGUUCAGGGGACUUCUGCAGGGUUGAUGCAUGCGUUCGGGAGGGUGUUGUGGCUCGAUUGCUCCCCGAGAGGAAGGGAGGGUGCAUUCUCCGUGUGGUACUCGUGGGCCAGGGUGGUCGGGGCAUGUGCAGGGUUCGGCCUGGCGACUGCCAUGCCCGGGGACAUUGGUAAAGCAUUUGGAGUAUCAUUUUGUACAGGUGUUGUUGGGAUGAUUGUUGUGAUAUUUGGGAAUAUUAGUAGUUUGGGAGGAGCAGAGGAAGCUGGGCAUGUUGUGAAGAGUGAGAAUAGUUUGGAAAUGGAUGGAUUCGAGGAUGAUUCGAAGGAAUCUAUUGAUGCUUGAGAUGUUCUAACUAAUUCAUCAUUUUACCCUGUUUUUUGUAUGUUUAUUGUUAAGUUGAUGUAUAAGUAGU
Salvia hispanica is the source of this 1546-nucleotide messenger RNA. RefSeq lists its product as uncharacterized. The record is from RefSeq and is a predicted model, not a curated record. Lineage: Eukaryota; Viridiplantae; Streptophyta; Magnoliopsida; Lamiales; Lamiaceae.